This is a messenger RNA of Stegodyphus dumicola, 1001 nucleotides long. RefSeq names its product elongin-C pseudogene. The record is from RefSeq and is a predicted model, not a curated record. Lineage: Eukaryota; Metazoa; Arthropoda; Arachnida; Araneae; Eresidae.
AUGGUUGCUUUGGAAGAUAAACCAACGUAUGGAGGCUGCGAAGGCCCAGAUGCCGAAUACGUGAAACUCAUUUUUUCGGAUGGUCACGAGUUCAUUAUUAAGAAAGAAUACGCUCUUGUUUCUAACACCAUCCGAGCCAUGUUGAGCGGUCCCGGAGAAUUUGUUGAAAACGAAGCCAACGAAAUCCACUUAAAAAAAAUACCAUCCCACGUGUUGCAGAAAGUUUGUCAGUACUUAACGUACAAAGUCCAUUAUACGAAUAGUUCAACUGAAGUACCAGUGUUUCCGAUUGAGGUGGAAAUAGCCUUGGAAUUGGUGAUGGCUGCUCACUUGUUGGACUGUUAAUAACCUUGAAUUUGUGACUGUUCUCUUUCAUGGAUUGGACAAAUACUUGGUCUUCGCGAAGUGUCUUACGAUGCCAGGACCGACGCAAGAAGGUAUUGUGAUUGUAAUAUUUAGUCUACCUUUCAUUGUAAGAUCGAAAUUUUUGAGUUAACAUUCAUUCAAAAUUCGGGCUUCCAGGUGCGCAUGUUCGGGUAGACGACUACGGUAUUCAAAAUUAGAUGGCUCUAUGGUAUCGUCGUUUUCACACAAUACGAGAAACAUCAAUCCAUUCAGCUUUUUCAUUAUUUAUUUUUUAAAUAAUAUAGGAAGACCCGCUCAGGGAAUAAAAGGCUGAGUCAACCUUGCCCAGCACGGGAAUGGAACCCCAUGCGACGCGCUAGCCACUGCGCCACUGGCCGGCCCUCAGAAAAUAAGCCUACCCCUCCUAAAAAAGAUUUUCCUGCCAUAAUUAUUCAUACCAUUUCUGUAAAACUUACUACUUCUAAAUUAAAAUACAGUGAUGCACUUAAGAAACAUAUCGCCCCAGAAUAUCAGAAAUUAUGCAAAUUUUCUCAGAACUUAAAGUUUUUCAUCCAAUCAACAGUAUCGCCAGGCUCACCCAUCAGAUCAGCAACGCCAAAAAUACUACCAAAAAAAAAAAAAAAAAAAAAAAAAAA